This is a messenger RNA of Setaria italica (foxtail millet), 2019 nucleotides long. RefSeq names its product obtusifoliol 14-alpha demethylase. The record is from RefSeq and is a predicted model, not a curated record. Gene Ontology annotation, molecular function: monooxygenase activity; iron ion binding; oxidoreductase activity, acting on paired donors, with incorporation or reduction of molecular oxygen. Bases 191 to 1660 code for a protein of 489 amino acids. The transcript has 3 exons. Lineage: Eukaryota; Viridiplantae; Streptophyta; Magnoliopsida; Poales; Poaceae.
CCUCUACCUCCCCCCGCCAUUGCCAAUCCCCUCCCCCCAACCUCGGAAAGUCGUCCUCUCUCGGGCACUGGCACCUAUAUAAACCCCGUCUUCCGUCCCUCCGCUCCACACUCCCCGCACGCGCAGCCGCCUUCCCCCAUCCGUCCUCCCCGGCCCUGCUUCGACGGGCGGCGCAGAUCGAAGGAGGAAGAUGAUGGAUCUCGCGGACAGCCAGCAGCGGCUCAUCGCCGGCGCGGCGCUGCUGCUGGCCACCAUCGCCUUCGUCAAGCUCCUGCUGGGUGCCCGCUCCCGGGGUAAGCGCCUCCCGCCCACCAUCCCGGGGGCGCCGGUCGUCGGCGGGCUCAUCAAGUUCAUGCGGGGCCCCAUCCCGAUGAUCCGGGAGCAGUAUGCCCGCCUCGGCAGCGUCUUCACCGUCCCCAUCCUCAGCCGCAGGAUCACCUUCCUCAUCGGGCCCGAGGUGUCCGCGCACUUCUUCAAGGGCAACGAGGCCGAGAUGAGCCAGCAGGAGGUGUACAGGUUCAACGUGCCCACAUUCGGGCCAGGGGUCGUGUUUGAUGUUGACUACUCCGUCAGGCAGGAGCAGUUCCGGUUCUUCACCGAGGCCCUGCGGGCCAACAAGCUCCGCAGCUACGUCGAUCAGAUGGUUGCUGAGGCUGAGGAGUACUUCUCAAAGUGGGGAGACAGUGGUACUGUGGAUUUGAAGUAUGAGUUGGAGCACCUCAUCAUACUGACAGCUAGUCGAUGCUUGCUGGGAAGGGAGGUUCGAGAGAAGCUCUUUGAUGAUGUAUCUGCUCUCUUCCAUGACCUUGACAAUGGGAUGCGGCCCAUCAGUGUCAUCUUUCCCUACCUCCCAAUCCCUGCACAUAAGCGCCGGGACAGGGCACGGGCACGUUUGGCAGAAAUCUUUGCAACCAUCAUUAAGUCCCGCAAGGCCUCCGGACAGUCUGAAGAAGACAUGUUGCAGUGCUUUAUUGAUUCCAAGUACAAGAACGGACGCUCCACCACUGAGAGUGAGGUAACCGGGCUACUUAUUGCGGCACUUUUUGCCGGACAGCACACCAGCUCUAUCACCUCGACGUGGACUGGAGCCUACCUCCUUCGGUUCAAGCAGUUCUUUGCAGAGGCUGUAGAGGAGCAGAAGGAGGUUAUGAAGCGGCAUGGGAACAAGAUUGAUCAUGACAUCUUGGCAGAGAUGGAUGUCCUCUACCGGUGCAUCAAGGAGGCUCUCCGUCUCCACCCACCGCUAAUCAUGUUGCUCCGCCAGUCGCACAAUGACUUCACCGUGACAACUAAGGAAGGCAAAGAGUACGACAUCCCCAAGGGCCACAUUGUGGCGACAUCACCGUCCUUCGCCAACAGGCUGCCCCACAUCUACAAGAACCCAGACUCAUACGACCCUGACCGGUUCGGUCCUGGCAGGGAGGAGGACAAGGCUGCAGGCGCCUUCUCCUACAUCUCCUUUGGUGGUGGCAGGCACGGUUGCCUCGGCGAGCCCUUCGCCUACCUGCAGAUCAAGGCGAUCUGGACACACCUGCUGAGGAACUUUGAGUUCGAGCUGGUCUCCCCGUUCCCGGAGAAUGACUGGAAUGCUAUGGUUGUCGGCAUCAAGGGCAAGGUGAUGGUAAACUACAAGAGGCGGAAGCUCGUGGUCGACAACUAAGACCAUGGUUCUCUUAGGGAAGUUUGCUUCUUGUCAGUUGAUCUUGUCGCUUGUUUGUCAGCAUUUGUUCGGUGUAUGUUCUUCUGUGUGCACGCCAGCAUUUUAGGAGUGUUUCCAUUCUUUAGGAUUCUGUAAUUUGCUUCCCUGUGGUUCAGUCAUGAUCUGCAACUUUUGCCUGUGAGCUGCCUGAGCAGAAUCUUUAACUUCACCAUCUGAGCAUGUGGCUCCCUUGUCGAAAUUCUGCUGAUAAUCAUUCUGGUAGAUUGGAUUCAAGCAUAAACUGAACAAAUAACCGUGUAAUGAAUAAACACUAGUGUUGGGAACAGUGUGAAUAUGUGAUCCCGUCGUUCAAGCACUCU